Molecule: messenger RNA, 2037 nt
Organism: Misgurnus anguillicaudatus (oriental weatherfish)
Lineage: Eukaryota; Metazoa; Chordata; Actinopteri; Cypriniformes; Cobitidae
Gene: gper1
Product: G protein-coupled estrogen receptor 1
Biological process (GO): cellular response to estradiol stimulus; G protein-coupled receptor signaling pathway
Cellular component (GO): membrane
Molecular function (GO): nuclear estrogen receptor activity; G protein-coupled receptor activity
Source: RefSeq, a predicted model, not a curated record
CUUCUCAACAGCUCCCGUCAGUUUUGCAUCGUCUCGUUCUCGUCUUUUAGCAGUAGGUGGUGUAGAUGGUGGAUGUUGUCCUGGUUAAGGGAUUAUGAAUCUGCGCUCUUAACAACGGCAGCCGAACUCUACGCUGACUGCUUCACAAAUCCUCGAGGAUAAAGUGUCACAGUAGUGGUGGCAGACUGAAAAUCAUGCUCAUGGACUGUCGAGGACAAGACUGCAUCGGAUUGAACACGUGCGAGGAACAAAGUGUGCAAAAGAGAAAAAGAAAGCACGGCCCCUAAAGAAAGACCCUUGGUGUUCGGUACCAUGGAUCACACAAGUCCAGGCAGCCUCUAUGGCUGAGAGACUGUCCUGAAAAUGGAGAAGCUGCUUUACGUCUUCUCCCCUCAUCUCAAGAGCUGAAUUUUCUCGGAUGGUGUCUUUAAAAGAUCUACAUGGACAGAACCGGUUAAAUGAACAGCCUAAAUGAAGGAUCCUCUCCGCAGAGUGAACUGGGCAAUGAAGUAUGUAGUACGAUUUGCACCCUUUGAAACACAGACUUGGUCAGUAUGGAAAUGCAGACUACCGCUGUGAUUCAGAUUUACAUGAAUGGCACCGAGCAGCUGAACGCUUCUUAUGACUUCAACCUAACCGAUGUCAAAGAAAGCGUAGACACCUAUGAGUUUUACAUCAUCGGACUGUUUCUAUCCUGUCUCUACACCAUUUUCCUUUUUCCCAUCGGGUUCAUCGGGAACAUCCUCAUUUUGGUCGUCAACCUUAACCAUACAGAAAAGAUGACCAUCCCCGAUCUGUACUUUGUCAACCUGGCGGUGGCGGACCUCAUUCUGGUGGCGGACUCGCUUAUUGAGGUCUUCAACCUGAACGAGAAAUACUACGACUACGCCGUCCUGUGUACCUUCAUGUCGCUAUUCCUCCAGGUGAACAUGUACAGCAGCAUCUUCUUCCUGACAUGGAUGAGUUUCGACCGCUACGUCGCUCUCGCCAGCUCCGUGAGCAGCAGCCCGUUGCGAACCAUGCAGCACGCCAAGCUCAGCUGCGGCCUCAUCUGGAUGGCGUCCAUCUUGGCGACUCUGCUUCCGUUUACCAUCGUACAGACGCAGCACACCGGCGAGGUGCACUUUUGCUUCGCCAACGUCUUCGAGAUCCAGUGGCUCGAGGUGACCAUUGGAUUUCUAGUGCCCUUCUCCGUCAUCGGUUUGUGUUAUUCCCUCAUCUUUCGCAUUCUCAUGCGGGCUCAGAAGCACAGGGGUCUGUGGCCGCGCCGGCAGAAGGCCCUGCGGAUGAUCGUGGUGGUGGUGCUUGUUUUCUUCAUUUGCUGGCUCCCUGAAAACGUCUUUAUCAGCAUCCAGUUGCUCCAAGGCACGGCCGACCCAUCAAAGCGGAUCGGGACCACGCUGUGGCACGAUUUCCCAUUGUCCGGACACAUCGUCAACCUGGCCGCGUUCUCCAACAGCUGCCUUAACCCAAUCAUUUACAGCUUCCUUGGAGAGACUUUCAGGGACAAGUUGCGUCUCUUUAUUAAGAGGAAGGCCAACUGGUCAGUUGUUUAUCGCUUUUGUAACCACACUCUGGACUUGCGCAUCCCCGUCAGGGGCGAAUCAGAAGUUUAACCGAAAUCUCACACUGUCAGAAGAAAUGGUCAACAUAUCUUUCAAAAUGUACAGCGUUGCACCGAAAGAGUUCAUAUUAGUAUCUCAAUGGCACAUAUCUGUACCUAAUAGUACAUAUUAGGACUGGUGCAGUACGUACGGCAAUCUAUUGAGGUUAUCCCGUGGCACGUGUGAGAUUUCUGAGAGCUUUGUGAUUUUUUCUUUUUUUAUUACAUGAAGGUUUCCAAAACUUUGUGACUUUUCAAGAGAAACAAGAAGUGAUAGAGAGACUCAAAGCUUAGAAGCAGAAUCUUUGUUUUUUUUUGGUUAAUGUCGGCACAAGUAAAACUGGGAAUACUUAGUAACUCACCUCUGGAUGCAAGGAUGCACAGUUCUUUAGCAAAUAUGUAGAGAUGGCUUGACACAACAAAGACUUUUAUGG